Schistosoma curassoni is the source of this 7387-nucleotide messenger RNA. Lineage: Eukaryota; Metazoa; Platyhelminthes; Trematoda; Strigeidida; Schistosomatidae. The record is from the annotation of a GenBank genome assembly.
GAGUAGUCCGUAUUUUCAAAUUAGUUUCGAUUGUCUGUAGAGUUCAGAUAUGCAAGGUGUUGCUGCAUCUGUUACUGAUACCCUAGGAAAUAUCAAACCAUGGCUUCAGAAAGUAACAGCUCAAUCAAAGCCUACGGAUGCUCGGUACUUCACGACAACGAAAAAAGGUGAAAUUUUUGAGCUGAAAGCCGAAUUGAAUAGUGAGCGAAGAGAAAAAAAGAAGGAGGCUGUUAAAAAGGUCAUAGCCAGUAUGACUGUAGGUAAAGAUGUUAGUGCUUUGUUUCCAGAUGUAAUCAACUGUAUGCAAACUGAUAAUUUGGAACUUAAGAAGCUAGUAUACCUGUAUCUUAUGAAUUACGCCAAGACACAGCCUGAUACUGCAAUAAUGGCUGUGAAUACCUUUGUAAAAGAUUGCGAUGAUCCCAAUCCACUUAUCAGGGCUCUUGCUGUGCGAACAAUGGGCUGCAUACGUGUGGAGAAAAUAACUGCCUAUCUCUGUGACCCACUCCGUAAAUGUCUUAAAGACGAAGAUCCAUAUGUCCGCAAGACAGCUGCUGUUUGUGUAGCAAAGCUGCAUGAUAUAGAUGCUCAGUUAGUGGAAGAUAGUGGAUUUUUAGAACUUUUGAGGGAUUUGUUAUGUGACAGUAAUCCCAUGGUAGUCGCUAAUGCUGUCGCAUCAAUAACUGAAAUAUUGGAGAUGACAAAUUCUGAUUCUGCAAGGUCCUUACUUGCCUUCGAUGGUCCAGUAAUUAACAAACUCCUGACAGCUCUUAAUGAAUGCACUGAGUGGGGACAAGUUUUUAUACUUGAUGCGAUUGCAGAUUACACACCUGGUGAUGAUCGUGAGGCACAAAGUAUCAUCGAACGCGUAUCUCCAAGACUAGCACACGCAAACGCUGCUGUCGUUCUAUCAACUGUUAAAGUCAUUAUGAAAAUGUUGGAAAUGGUUGAUCCUACUUCCGAAACUGCAUCGACUGUAAUUAGAAAGUUGGCACCCCCACUAGUAACAUUACUUUCUGCGGAACCGGAAAUUCAGUAUGUAGCUCUGCGCAAUAUUAACUUAAUUGUUCAAAAGCGUAGAGAUAUUUUAAAGCAGGAGAUAAAAGUAUUUUUUGUCAAGUAUAAUGACCCGAUCUAUGUGAAACUUGAGAAGCUAGAUAUAAUGAUACGUCUCAUCAAUCAGUCUAACAUUGGUCAGGUGCUUGCUGAACUGAAGGAAUACGCAAAAGAAGUUGACGUGGAUUUUGUCCGAAAAGCUGUUCGUGCAAUAGGGAGAUGUGCUAUCAAGAUUGAAUCUGCCGCGGAGCGUUGUGUGUCUGCAUUAAUUGAUCUUAUCCAAACAAAAGUUAAUUAUGUCGUUCAGGAAGCAGUUGUAGUGAUCAAGGACAUAUUUAGGAAGUAUCCGAAUAAAUACGAGAGCAUCAUCUCCAUCCUGUGCGAGAAUCUUGAUACAUUAGAUGAGCCUGAAGCACGUGGGUCAAUGAUUUGGAUCAUUGGAGAAUAUGCUGAAAGAAUUGAUAACGCUGAUGAACUACUUGAAUCUUUUCUAGACGGUUUUCAGGAUGAAAACACCCAGGUUCAGUUACAGCUGUUAACUGCAAUAGUAAAGCUAUUUCUUAAAAGGCCGUCUGAUACACAGGAACUUGUCCAAACUGUCCUUGGUUUAGCUACACAAGAGUCUGACAACCCAGAUCUUCGUGAUAGGGGUUAUAUCUAUUGGCGUUUACUGUCUACAGACCCGGCAGCUGCUAAAGAAGUUGUACUCGCAGAAAAACCACUUAUUUCAGAGGAGACAGAUAUGCUUGAACCAACGUUAUUGGAUGAACUCAUUUGUCACUUAGCAAGCCUAGCUAGUGUUUAUCACCGGCCACCAAGUUCUUUUGUCGAAGGUAGGCAUGUAGCUCGGCGUCAACUUCCAGCACGCGUAAAUGGGGUCUCCUCGGCGCCUGGAGCAAAUUAUGGUGAUUCACAACAAGUAGAUGUUCCAGCUCCUACGGUUAUCCCAACUCAGGAGACAUUAAUUGGGGACCUAUUGGAUAUUGAUCUUGGAAGUGGGCCAUCUACAUAUGAUUCAACGAUGCACCAGUUCUCUCGCCCUCCUGUACCAAAUACUGGAUAUAGUUCAGCGACCCCUGAUCUUUUGGGUGAUGGCUUAGACGAUCUCUUACCUGGUGUUACUAAAACUCAUCCAAAUGAAGAACAGAAGACUCAGUCUGGAGGAGCAUCUUCGUCGGCUGCUGACGUGUUGGCAGAUAUUUUUGGAGGAAUCAAAAUGUCUGAUCUUUCUGGUGAUACUGGCUUCUUUGUGCCACAUGCAACUGUUUUACUGGAAGCUGCUCGUGGUAAAGGUCUCGAAAUUCGUGGUACAUUUUCUCGUAAGACAGCUACCGCACAAGUUUUUAUGGAGCUGACAUUGACUAAUAAUGCACUAACUCCCAUGUCUGGAUUCGCUAUACAAUUUAAUAAAAAUAGCUUUGGCUUAGUUCCAGCCCAAGCACUAAAUGUCCCUACUCCUUUGAUGCCUCAUCAAUCUGUUAAUGUAUCCCUUCCGUUAGCAACUACUGGUCCUGUAAUGAAGAUGGUUCCACUUAUGAAUCUACAGGUGGUUUUCCUCACAUUUUUUAAGAUGAAUUUAUUACAACGAUCUCAUUAUUUUAUAAGGUAGAAGUACUUGCAAUCAAAUAAAUUAAUAAGUCUUGUAGAUCAAUGGACGAACUACUUAUUUUUAUGAUUGUAUAACUAGGUGGAUUUUUCCUUCGUUGUCUACAACUUCUGCUUAUACGUCCACCUUUCAAGUAACAAAAACACAGACUCCUUUUUUUACAAAGUCCAUUCUUUGUUGCGCCGUAAAAUUGAUGUGUUUAUGACACUCAUCUGGAUCAUUCUCUGGGCCUCAAAACAAACAUGUAUUCCCGCUGGUAAGAUGGUUCUUACUUCUAACGUAUUAUCGUGCUUUAGUAACGGAAGGUUUAUUUAACCGCGGAGUUGAUUGUACUACUGACAAACCUGCUCAAUGAUUAACUCAACUGUAUUAUGUCUGAGAGCUUGUUUUCCUGUUCUUCAUUCAUAAUUUCACUAAGUUUAACCCACUUUCGUUUUAAUCUAGUGGGUAAUUGUUUAACCACAAGCUCUAAUAUGAACAUAAAAUUUAAUUCAGACUCGAUAUUCAACGAUAUUCGUGUAUUCCUAUAUAUAAUUGGAUUGCCUAGAAAUAUGGUAAAGUCUCUUGAAUCAUCUCUUACCUUUUGACCAUCACCCUCCACAGUUUCAAACACUACGAGCCACCACUGAUAGUCUUCCGAAUCGUUUAAAUAUAUGUCUAGCUUCUAUGUGAACAGAUGAGGUAGGCGAAAAUUUUCAACACUAGAUCUUGUAAAUUGCCUCAUUUGAAAAGUCAGUCUGUCCCGAUACCAUUUCUAAUUCCUUCACAAAAGUGGAGCAAUCUACUGGAUCCCUAUAAAACUAUUCGGCACACACUCAAGGAGCUUGAAGUAGUUUUCUUAGUUUCUACUUCAGAUUUAUCAAACAACAUCUCAAACAAACUAUUAACAUCACCAUUACCUCGUCGAAUCAGCAGACAGACAGGCAUAGUCGAAGGUACGAGCUAAUUUCCAAGUAGGAGUGGUUCAGAAUUUCCCAGGUUAACCAAAUCCAGAAAUUCGACUAGGUUUAAACGAAAUUUAGAAAGCAAUUAAUGGAACUUGGAGAUCAAUUAUGGCUGUCACAGUUGGUAGAGUAUUUCCGAAAUUGGAGAAUCGCAGACUGUAACUAACUUCUAUCGAGGAACAAAACCAGAACGAGUGAGUAAUGAAACAGGACGUCUGUUUAUUUGAUAGAAACUAAAGUGUGCUAACGCCUUAAAGCUAUCCUAUGAGUGACUUUGAGCUUAAUAAUCAGGAGUUAGCCAGCCAUUCAUAUAACAGCUAUUCCUCAAUAGUUCAAGGUUAUUAAAAACUGUUACCAUCCAUGUCAUCAUUCAGAUUAACUGAAAUCUAGUUAGAAACAUGAUUUCCAGUGGCAGGUUGUCCGUAAUUGCGUUUUAAAAUCGCGCUUCAGUUCAACAAUCUCCAUUCUGACUAGUCAUUUCUGCUUGUUUCAAAGCCGUCAGUAUGGUUUAGUUCUAUUGGUGUUUUAUAUUUAAUUAUAAUUAAACGGCUCUAAAGAAACUAGAUAAAUAGCUAUUUCAUAAUAGGUUAUGACCACGUUGUGAUCAGAAAAAGAGUAUAAUACUGAGAAUUAUCUCUUUUUUGUGAGAUGUAAUUUUAACUAAAAAUCAAUCAUUACUUGUUGUCUACAGUGAUUAUACAAAUAAUCAGUUACCGUUUCUUUUUUCUAGCCUAUGUUUGGUCAGAAUUCAUCGAAAUCUGUAUGCUAAGAGAGUGUAUGUGUAACAGCAUAGAGCUCAUUUACAUGUAUAGAAACAUUUGUGAAAACUAAAACGUUGACAAGUAUCAUCUUAGGAAUUUGGGUUUUGAAGUAGAAACUACACUAACAUAAGUUAGAACAGAAUAUUUUUUGGUAACCAAAAAAUGCUAAGUCUUAUUUCUUGAGUUAUUUAAAAGCUAGUAAAGUUUUCAUGCCAUGUGGUUUUUGUCUGGAAUACAACAGAAUAAGGUUCAGAAUACUCUAAAACAUUUAGUAUGAAGAUUAGAAUUGUUAGUAUAUAUAUAACCAUUUUCAAUGCUGUAGCAACACGUAAACGCCACGAUUUAGUUCAAUUUUUUAAAUACAUCUCAAAUAUUCAAUUUCGUGUUGUCAUUAGUUUUGAUUUCUUCAAUUUUCCCCUCAUUGUGUUGGUUCGAUGCAUACCUGUACCUUAUCUUACAUUGUUUAUGACUGGCUAAAUAAUCUCCAAUUACUAUGUUACACUUUUCAUGAUAUAUUUUAGCGAUCAUUAGUAGUGUUUUUGUUUUGUUUAAACAAGUGUUAGCUAAUUGCAAAUUUCAUGCUUGCUCGUGUUUACUACUCUUUAUUUUCAAUAGAUUGCUGUCAAGAAUAAUAUUGACGUAUUUUACUUUGCUACGUUGGUACCAAUGCAUAUUUUGUUUGUCGAAGAUGGAGAAAUGGAUAAACGAGUUUUCCUAGCUACCUGGAAAGAUAUACCUAGUCAAAAUGAACAACAGUUUACUUUGAGUCCAAAAAAUCUAACUGCUGAUGCUUGUAGCAGUAAAUUACGUCAAAACAAUGUAUUCACUAUUGCUAAACGUAAUUUGGAUGGUCAAGAUAUGCUUUACCAAUCUAUGAAGCUUACAAACGGUAUCUGGGUAUUAGCCGAAUUGAAAAUUCAACCAGACAAUCCGUCUUUUAUUGUAAGAUUGAUUAAAUAAUUAAUGUAUGGUAUUAUUUAUGUCUAUCCGUUUUGUUAAUAUUUUAGUUAAAUUUAUUAAUGAAUAAUGAAUUAGUGAUGAAAAAAGGAAGCAUUAAGUAUCCUUUAGCCAUAUUUGAAUUGUGACUAUCAGUGAAAUAUAGAAUGCGCCAUUUUGCAAUGUACCUACAUCCCUAGUGUCGUUUAUUCAUCAGGCUACUGAACCCAUGUAUCAACUAACAGGCAUAAAUACAUUUGUAGUUUCCUAUUGUGUUGGUAUUCUGAAAUCCAGUUGAUCGGUCUACGGAUUUUAAUUAAAAAGAAAUUAUCAGUAUCGGGUAGCGGAGAUUAUUAUGUUUUUGAUUGAGAUAAUGUGUCGAUCAGCGUUAGACCACCGCUGAAAACCUAGAAGCACUGAACAUCCGUUUCGUCCCGUUGUGGGACUCCUCAGCAGUGCCCAUCCACGGUCCCGCUCGUGGGAUUCGAAUCCAGGGCAUUUGGUUUUGCACGCGAACGCUUAACCUCUAGACCAGUGAGCCGGCAUCCAACGGUGUUAAUGUCUAACCUCAACAAAUCCACGAAAUCGCGCGACUAUCUUCCAUUGUGCUGAGGUAGAUACCUGUCUACCUGACAAGGGGUAGCUCCACUGGUGACGACUUCGAAUCCUCCGAGCGGGAUCGUGGAUGUGCGCUGCUGAGGAGUCCCAAGAUAGGACGAAACAGCCGUUCAGUGCUUCCGGGUUUUCGAUGGUGGUCAAAGAUCGAUCGGUUCAUGAUCUUAAUAAAAAGAAAUUUUUAGAUGUAUAUACGGAUUCGCUUUCAAUUUCAGCCAGAGUGUGAUCAUUAGCAACAAACUCCAAAAGAGAAAAAAUUACUCAUAAGCAGGUUACAAAUGAUGUUUGUUUGCAAAUCAUUUCUUCGUAACGAUCUUACUGAGAAUUUAUUUUAGACUAGAUGCAUUUUUACUACAACAGUAUCCGUCAAUUCAUUGAAACAUUCUGUUCUAACCCACUACACCAAAGGUAUUUCACUACAGGUUCGCCUAAUGUUACUAUCACGAUAUAGAUAGAUCGAUUGUGGGCAAUAUUCAUGUCCCAAAAACAAAACACUUGCAUACAGUUUUAUUGAAUCAUUAUUUCAUUCCACCCUUCAUUACGUAGCUGAAAUUCUACUCCUGACUGUUGCUGCUACCUUGACGUGGUGGUCGGGCUUGUCUAUCGUAAUGAACCGAUCGAGCUAUACUGGCUGGAACAAUCGUUCCUGAAGGUCAUACCAUGCCAGGCAGGUCGGUUGAAGAGCGGUAAAACUGUUAGGAGAUCAAUUGCCGAAAAUUUACACGACGACAACGUUAUUUCCAUCGGUAGGUCUAUGAUGGAAUUGAACAAAAAUUAGAUAGUGGGCAACCCUGUCGGCCACCACUUGAGGUUUCAAAAUCAGAUGAUAGUCCUCCAUAAGCUCCUACUCGACUGGUAGUGUUCGAGCAAAGAGUCUUGACAAAAUUCAUGUACUACUGGUGAAAUUCUAUUCUUUAAGCUUCCCUCUUGAAAAAUUUCGCAGGAUUACAAUCCACUUCUUUGGAAACGAAACACUUACCUAUCAUUUUGACAAAUUAUAGUUGCUUUUCAAGUAUUAAUCUAUCCAGUCAAUUGUAUCGUACAACUGACUGGUCACUACGAUAAUGACAGUGAUAUGGAGGAUCCAUCUAGGGCAAUUGGAAAACCCCGGUUCCUAACUAAUGGUACACAUGGGCUCCAGGAUCCUGAGGGAACCUAUUAUCAUUAAUAACUGCUACUGGCCUCAUUGUUAUUAUUUGGUGCCCCCUUGUAUUAAUGUUUGUGCGUUCAAAUAAUAGUAAUAUAGCAGUGAUUUACUUAGUCUACAAAAGUGGUAAGCCUAAAUCCAUUGACAACGUUUCUAAUAUGUCAUGGGACAUCACAUUCAAUUAUCUUUGAUAAUUGUAAUUGAAUUGUAUAUGAACACAGUGAUUCUACAAAAUACUCAUUUUUUAUUUCAAUUAAUUAUUCCCACUCAUUCUUUUUUUCCCCGUUUAUUCUUCCAGCUAUCAUUAAAAUCACGUACAAUG